AUGGACGAUACGGAUGGGAUAGAUUUUCUAAAUUACGUAUCUUCCGGUCAGUGCGAGAGACCGCGCGAACCUGUGUUUGUAAAAGGUUGUGGGGAUUUAACAAUCUUUGGAAUAAAUAACAAAUUCAAGGAAGACUUUCCUAAUGAAUUACACGGCAAAUUAGCGCCUGAAGAGUUUGAAGAAAGUAUACGAAAAAUUAACGACCGCUUGGAAAGUUCACUACCUAGCCAUGUUCGAUGGUUCGUCUGUGGAUUGUUAUGCUGUUGUUGUACAGCAGGGUGUUCGCUGUGGCCAGUGAUUCAUUUGAGUCGACGAACAAGACGAGACCUGCAAAAAAUACUGGAAGCUGAAAAUAUUCGGCUGUAUUGUAGUAUUGGUCUACGUUUGUCCUUAGUCAAACAGAGAUCUUCUGAAACAACAACUUUGAUGGAAUAUGUACUGCGAAUAGAUCAAUUACCAAAAGCGUGUAUAUAUUUGCCUGAUUGA
This is a messenger RNA of Heterobilharzia americana, 486 nucleotides long. Lineage: Eukaryota; Metazoa; Platyhelminthes; Trematoda; Strigeidida; Schistosomatidae. The record is from the annotation of a GenBank genome assembly.